AUGAGCGGAACCCCACCAGCUGCCAAGGCUGAGCAGAUGGCCGCGGGCCAGCCUCGUAUCCCACUCACACUCCCCGAGAGCUUCAUGAUUGGUGGUCUCGCGGGAUGUGCGGCCGUCACUGUCACCAACGUCGCCGAGACGAUGAAGACGAGACUGCAGCUGCAGGGCGAGCUGGUCAAGGCGGACGCGAAUGUGGAGAAGGUGUACAAGAACGUCUUUGACGUGUUCAAGAAGACGUGGAAGAACGAGGGUAUCCGCGGCCUGCAGCGUGGCCUGUUCCCGGCUUAUGGAUACCAGAUCCUGCUGAAUGGAUCGCGUCUUGGCUUCUACGAGCCGGUGCGUCACGUCUUGAACCGAGCGAUCGGCCGCAACCCCGACGACGUCAUUUUCGGCACUGCCAUCACGGCCGGCGCCAUCACGGGCUGUAUCGGGGCGUGUCUCGGCAGCCCGCUGUUCCUGAUCAAGGCGCGGAUGCAGGCCUACUCGCCCGCGCUGCCGGUGGGCACGCAGCACUACUACCGCAACAGCUACGACGCGAUGCAGAAGAUUGUGGCGACGGACGGCGUGCGCGGGCUCUGGCGCGGCGUAUCCGCCGCCAUCCUGCGCACGUGCUGUGGAUCCGCCGUCCAGCUCCCUUCCUACAACUACACCAAGACGGUGCUCUCCAACUAUGGCAUCAUCGAUCCGAACAGCUUUUGGAUGUACAUGGCCGCGUCGUCUGUCAGUGGCGUCGUCGUGUGCGCCGCCAUGCAGCCUGCCGACACGGUGCUCACGCGCAUGUACAACCAGCCCAUCAUCGUCGACCCCGUCACGGGCAAGAGGAGGGGGGCGCUGUACACCAACCCCUUCGACUGUCUCUGGAAGACGGCAAAGACAGAGGGCGUCCUCGGAUGGUACAAGGGCACGACGGCGCACUUCCUCCGCAUCGCGCCGCAUACCAUCAUCACCCUCGUCGCCAACGAGCUCAUUGGAAAGGAGUACAAGAAGUGGACUGGAAGGGGAUAA
Trichosporon asahii var. asahii CBS 2479 is the source of this 1005-nucleotide messenger RNA. RefSeq lists its product as uncharacterized. The record is from RefSeq and is a predicted model, not a curated record. The coding region runs from base 1 to 1005 and encodes 334 amino acids. The transcript is spliced from 3 exons. NCBI's taxonomy places the organism in Eukaryota, Fungi, Basidiomycota, Tremellomycetes, Trichosporonales, Trichosporonaceae.